Molecule: messenger RNA, 860 nt
Organism: Euleptes europaea (tarantolino)
Lineage: Eukaryota; Metazoa; Chordata; Lepidosauria; Squamata; Sphaerodactylidae
Gene: CITED2
Product: Cbp/p300 interacting transactivator with Glu/Asp rich carboxy-terminal domain 2
Exons: 1
Coding region: 4-714 (236 amino acids)
Biological process (GO): left/right pattern formation; regulation of DNA-templated transcription; sex determination
Cellular component (GO): nucleus
Source: RefSeq, a predicted model, not a curated record
GAGAUGGCAGACCACCUGAUGGCCAUGAACCACGGGCGCUUCCCCGAUGGAACCGGUGGGCUUCACCACCACCCUGCGCAUCGAAUGGGCCUGGGUCAGUUCCCCACCCCCCACCAUCACCAGCAGCAGCAGCAGCAGCAGCACGCCUUCAGCGCUUUGAUGAGUGACCAUCUACACUACGGAGGCGGGAAUAUGAACGCAAGCAGUGGGAUCAGGCAGCACGCCAUGGGGCCGGGCAACGUGAACGGGGGUCACCCUCCGAGCGGCGUGCCGCCCACGGCCAGGUUUGCCGGUUCCCAGUUCCUGGCCCCUGCGGUGGCGUCGCAAGGGGGGCCCUUGACGGCCAGCCUGCAGUUGCAGAAGCUCAACAACCAGUACUUCAGCCACCACCCGUACCCUCACAACCACUACAUGCCAGACUUGCACCCCGCCAACCACCAGCUCAACGGGGCCGCCCAGCAUUUCAGAGACUGCAACCCAAAGCACGGCAGCGGCAGCGGCGCGCCGGCCUCGGCGCCCCACGUCCCUGCAGCCGUGCUGCCUCCCAAUGUCAUAGACACUGACUUCAUCGACGAGGAGGUGCUCAUGUCCUUAGUCGUAGAAAUGGGCUUGGACCGCAUCAAGGAGCUUCCGGAGCUGUGGUUGGGACAGAACGAGUUUGACUUCAUGACAGACUUCGUUUGCAAGCAGCAGUCCGGCAGAGUGAGCUGCUGACUUCUUGUGAAACAAAGGACUUUUUUUCAAUGGUGUGAAUGAAAACAUUCCCUCCAGGCCCGGUAUUGCAAAGGCUUUCAGGAGCCUGAGUAUCUGGGAAACAGAGUAAACUAUAAGCUUGUACAAAUAUGAUUUCUCCCUUUGUU